GCAAAACAAUUUCAGUUUUGGUGGGCUGAAUGGAUCAGAUGUGGGCCCACGUGUGUGUUAAUGGGUUACGUUUAUGAAGAUUGUUUCGGACGAGAGAACCCCGUCUUGAUUCAGAAUAGAAUUAGGAGUUAAUUCGCACGUGGUUCAAUAGCACGUUGUAACACAUGAUAGAUUAAAGCCGAUAUCAUAAAAUAUUGAAUGUGAAUAAGAGGAAGAUUUAUAAGGCUGUUUUAAGUCGGUCUUUUACUCUACUGCGAAAUUUAAUUUUUAAAAAAUUAAAAUGAUGCAAUAUGAACUAGAAAGCGGCGAGAGUGAUUCCGAAACAGAAUUACAGGAAGCUUUCGCCAAGGGGAUUAUUAAACCUGGACUUAACAUUGAGGAAAAUGCUAAGAAGACUUACGUGAAUAAUGAAGUUGCUCUGAAUCGAAUAUUGAAUAACAUAGUGUUGAAACUCCCUUGGGUUGAGCGAUUGGAUUUAAACUCGAAACCAGCUGCGAUGGCACCAGAGCUUGCAGCAAAGUUACAAGAAGAAAGGGAAAAGCAAGCAAAAUUGGGCAAGGCAACAGACCCAGUAUUAAAUGAUUUUGAGCGGGAAACCAUGUUUUUACGUCAAGCACAGGCAGCAGCUCUUGAUGGUUUAUCUCAAUUGAAGGAACUGGGGAUUCCCACAAAACGACCUGAUGAUUAUUUUGCUGAAAUGGCAAAAACUGAUUCUCAUAUGCAAAAGGUUCGUGGUGCUCUUCAGAGAAGGCAACAAAUCCUAGAGAGAGCUGAAAAGGUUCGACAUAUAAGAAAAAUGCGUAAAGUUAACAAAGACUUGCAAAAGCAAGCAAAGGUUCAGAAAAUUAAUGAAAAACGAGAGUUUCUGGAGCAAGUUAAAAAAUAUCGGAAAAAAAUGACUACUGAUUUAGACUUUCUGGAUUUGAAGCCAAAACGUAAACAAACUCCAGGAAAUUCUAAUAAGAAGCAGCCUAUGAAUAAAAAGGUUGAAGCAAAGCGAAAAUUCAAGAAUGAAAAAUAUGGAAUGGGAGGGAGGAAAAAAGGUCGCAAACACAAUACCAAGGAAAGUGCAGCAGGACUUCCUGAUAAGCACAAGUCUGGAAACAGACCUGGUGGAAAAGUCAGAAAAUCAGUGCCAAGACCAGGUAAAAGUAAGAGAAUGAAACAAAAGUCAGGGAAGAGACGUUGAUUUAUUUUGAUGUGUAUAAUUAUUGUAUAUGUUCAUUAACAAUUAUAAUUUUUUGUAAACAUUGAAGCUUAAAUUUUAUUAUUAGUUCUCUUUCUUGUUCCUUCUCCAUUGUCAUCAACCUGCUUUUCCUUCUCUUUUUUUAUUUUAACCAUUGAAUACCUUAUUCAUUAGAGUUUCUGUAAACUAUUAUUUAUUUCAUUUUUAUCAUCAGAAACAACUAUGGUAUUCGUUAGUGAAAGAAAGCCUUGUCAUGCAGUCAAUAACGUUUUAAUCAGUUAAAAAGUACUACAAAUAGAUAUGCCUGUGAGACAUCUGAAAAAUGACUUUGCAGCGUUAAAAAGACAUUUUCACCUCCCGUGCAUAGUUACCUGCACUGUUCCAUAAUAGGAGUGUGUUCCUUUGUUGUACGUGUACUGAUAAGAAGUUGCAGCCACAACUGGGUACUGCAUAAUAAAAACAAUGGGAUGGAAUCAACAAGGCUGGUGCCUUGCAUGUUGUGAAUGAUCCCAAGAGUAAGUUUCCAUGAAUUUAUCCUCAAAAAUAAUAUAAGCAUUUUGUAUGAAAGUGUCUUUGGCAUAUUCAUUUCCAAAUGCCAGUCUCAGUCCUGUCGUCGCCUUCUUUGACAAGAUUUCAUUAGUUUACCAGACUCACUUUCCAUACUAGUUACAUAAAUAACCAUUUUGCACUAAAGGUAGAUUACAAGAGUUACAAAAAAAAAGCACAUUUAACAGCUAAGCAAUUUGAAUUUCAUUAUAUUAGCAAAUGCUUCCCAAAAAUUGACAUUUAUUACUAUUAAAACAU
This is a messenger RNA of Gryllus bimaculatus (two-spotted cricket), 1990 nucleotides long. Lineage: Eukaryota; Metazoa; Arthropoda; Insecta; Orthoptera; Gryllidae. The record is from the annotation of a GenBank genome assembly.